UUUCUUCCCACAUCUUUCAGUCUCAUCGUAAGUUCUCGGCUCCCAGGCAUGGCUCCUUGGGCUUCCUGCCUCGCAAAAGGAGCCGUAGGCACAGGGGCAAAGUGAAGAGCUUCCCCAAGGAUGACCCCAGCAAGCCUGUCCAUUUGACCGCCUUCUUGGGGUACAAGGCUGGCAUGACCCACAUUGUGCGGGAUGUUGACAGACCUGGAUCGAAGGUGAAUAAGAAGGAGGUGGUAGAGGCAGUUACAGUGGUUGAAACUCCUCCAAUGGUAAUCGUUGGUCUUGUUGGCUAUGUUGAGACUCCACGUGGUCUUCGUGCUUUUAAAACUAUCUUCGCGGAACAUAUCAGUGAUGAAUGCAAGAGGCGCUUCUACAAGAACUGGUAUAAGUCCAAAAAGAAGGCUUUCACAAAGUAUUGCAAGAAGUGGCAAGAUGAGGAUGGCAAGAAGCAGCUGGAGAAGGACCUGAACAGUAUGAAGAAAUACUGCCAAGUUAUUCGCAUCAUUGCUCACACGCAGAUGCGCCUGCUCCCUUUGCGCCAGAAGAAAUCCCACAUCAUGGAGAUCCAGUUGAAUGGAGGAACAAUUGCGGAUAAAGUUGACUGGGCAAGAGAAAAGCUGGAACAGCAGGUUUCCAUCAGUUCGGUGUUCGGUCAAGAUGAGAUGAUUGACGUCAUUGGUGUAACAAAGGGCCAUGGCUUCAAGGGGGUGACAAGCCGAUGGCACACAAAGAAACUGCCAAGGAAGACUCACAAAGGUCUACGUAAGGUUGCUUGUAUUGGAGCCUGGCAUCCUGCCCGCGUGGCUUUCUCUGUUGCUCGUGCUGGUCAGAAAGGUUACCACCACCGCACAGAGAUCAACAAGAAGAUCUACCGUAUUGGAGCAGGCUACCAAACCAAGGAUGGCAAGUUGGUCAAGAACAAUGCUUCUACUGAAUAUGAUCUGACAGACAAGAGCAUCAAUCCUCUGGGAGGAUUUCCGCACUAUGGUGAAGUGACCAAUGACUUCCUGAUGGUGAAAGGCUGUGUGGUUGGUACCAAGAAGCGUGUGCUCACGCUGCGCAAGUCACUGUUGGUUCAAACAAGCCGUCGUGCUUUGGAGAAGAUAGAUUUGAAAUUCAUUGACACCUCCUCCAAGUUUGGUCAUGGCCGCUUCCAGACUAUUGAAGAGAAGAAGGCAUUCAUGGGACCACUGAAGAAGGACAGAAUUGCAAAGGAAGAAACUGCAUAAACAAUAGGCCAAUUUUGACUUUGGUGCUGCAAUGAUUGUAAUUCAAUAAAUGUUUAAAGCAAGUUACAUCAUUAAAAAGCAAGUUACAUCA
Messenger RNA from Pristis pectinata (smalltooth sawfish), 1320 nucleotides. RefSeq names its product ribosomal protein L3 (gene rpl3). The record is from RefSeq and is a predicted model, not a curated record. NCBI's taxonomy places the organism in Eukaryota, Metazoa, Chordata, Chondrichthyes, Rhinopristiformes, Pristidae. The transcript has 9 exons. Gene Ontology annotation, biological process: translation; ribosomal large subunit assembly. Gene Ontology annotation, molecular function: structural constituent of ribosome; RNA binding. Gene Ontology annotation, cellular component: ribosome; cytosolic large ribosomal subunit. The coding region runs from base 174 to 1229 and encodes 351 amino acids.